GUCGGAACUAGCGUAAAUCUCAAUGUCACGUUUGUUGUGUAAAAUGUGGUAGAAAGGCAGCUGUUUACCAAACUGGUGAAACAUGUAUAAAUUAAAUUGUUUGUUUGUUAGCUCUGUGGGCACAGUGUGCCGGCACAUAGCUGGCUGUCUGAACGCAGGAAGCGCCAUAUGGGGGCCCAGCGGGCUGCAGCGAGCCGUGUGCUCCAGUGCUGUCAGGCUGCAGGAGAGCACACCAUCCUCCACAGACUCUUCAACAGUCUCCAAAGAGUUCAGCCAUUAUCCUCCAUUGCCUGGUCAGGACAGUCCACUGAGAUGGGGUGGAAAGAAGUUUGAUGAGUUACCGAUCGCUCACAUCAAAGCCACGUACAACAACACACACAUCCAGGUGACGGACAGCGCCGGCUUGUCUAUGGUCAGGACGUCGUGUGGAACAGAAGGCUUCAAGAAUAUCAAGAAAUCAACACCCAUCGCCGCUCAGACCGCAGCCAUCUCUGCUGCUGCGAAAGCCACAGCAAAAGGAGUGACAUUCGUUCGUGUUGUGGUCAAAGGUCUUGGUCCUGGACGCCUGUCUGCAAUCAAAGGUUUGACAAUGGGAGGACUGGAGGUGGUGUCCAUCACCGACAACACUCCUGUGCCACACAACGGAUGCCGCCCACGAAAAGCAAGAAGGAUGUGAUCAGCACAAACCAUCUUAUUCUACAAGGGGGACCGAAGAUGCUGUUCUGUUUAUAACAUGCUAAUAAAGUUUGUUUGUUGUGUAA
Messenger RNA from Myripristis murdjan (pinecone soldierfish), 761 nucleotides. It is a transcript of the gene mrps11, whose product is annotated as mitochondrial ribosomal protein S11. Lineage: Eukaryota; Metazoa; Chordata; Actinopteri; Holocentriformes; Holocentridae. The transcript has 6 exons. Gene Ontology annotation, biological process: translation. The coding region runs from base 83 to 676 and encodes 197 amino acids. Gene Ontology annotation, cellular component: ribosome. Gene Ontology annotation, molecular function: structural constituent of ribosome. The record is from RefSeq and is a predicted model, not a curated record.